ACAUCGAUCUUCCAGCCGUCUUUGUGACACAGAGAAUGAUGGGUGCCUGUAAAGCCGUGACCUUGCUGAGCGCCGUGACCGCUGCGGCACUGGCUGUGUACGCCUACUCCUCCCUCCCUCCUGACGUCACGGAACCCGGCAAGGUGGUCAUGUUCAAGGCCGUGUUCCUGACUUUCAGCCUCAUCGGAAGUACAUACGAGAAGAUGGGCUUCGGUGAGAGGGCGGACCUGUUCCGCAAGAUCGGCAUCAAACCCGCCUUCCUGGAGUCCGAUUCGAACCUGGAGGUUACCGACUCUUCCUUCAGCGGAGUUCAAGUUCGGAUCUACAAACCACAACUCCAGAAAGGAGUGAUAGGGAGCAAACGGACGGGGCUGGUGUUCUUUCAUGGAGGAGGAUGGGUCCUUGGCUCUGUUCAUGCGUACGAUUUACUGGUUGGACGCCUUGCACUGGGAACUGGGGCUGUAGUCGUGUCGGUGGAAUAUCGGCUUGCACCUAAACACAAGUUCCCCAUUCCGUUUGAAGACUGCCUUACGGCUACCCAACAUUUCCUCCAACACGCCAGUGAGUACGGAGUCGACCCCACAAGAAUCGGUGUGGCAGGGGACAGUUCUGGCGGCAACCUGGCUGCCGCGGUCGCUCUGCGGCUGAAUAAGGACGACAAAAAGAAGUUCCCGCCAUUAAAACUCCAAGCGUUGAUCUACCCUGCUCUGCAAGCGUUGGACUUUCAGACCCCUUCUUACGUCAGUGGGCACAGUUUAUACGUGAACCUCCCUGCUAAGCUAAUGAUCGGAUUCUGGGUAAAAUAUCUCAACAACAACAUGUCCCUGGUCGAGACAUUUGCAAACAAUGAGCACACAGCUGCACUGAUGAAGUCGCAUUUUGCCUCUUACGUUGACCGACACUUUCUCGACGACUCCGUGCCAAGAUUGGUCCCUGAAGACGUUAGGAUAGAUCUACCAGACGACAUGAAGGACCUCCUGAACCCCUACUAUUCUCCGCUGAUGGCAGAAGACGCCGACUUGUCCGGACUGCCCAACACUUACGUCACUGUUUGUGGCACGGACGUCCUGAGGGAUGACGGGAUCAUGUACGCCAAGAGGCUGGAAAUGGCGGGAGUUCAGGUCCGACUGGCCCGCUACCCGUCAGCCUUCCACGGUGUCAUGUCCAUGAACUUGGCCUUGAAGCAUUUUGAAUUUGAGCUCGGAAAACAGAUGCUACAGGACUUAGUAACAUACAUUCGUGAGCUGCUCUAAUAUAUCUAAUAUAUAUACUAGUAGUUUUCCAUAUGAUGUUUAAGGAAACACAGCUUUUUGUGGGCUAGGCCAUUGGAUCCCUUCUUUUGUAGAAAGUAUGGCAAAUAAGUGAUGAAAUAUUUUCUUGUCUUCAUGUUCAAGAACUUUCACAUUACUUCAUUAUUAGUCUAAGCUAGGAGGAUUAGCCUCCUCGGUCUAAAGACGAAAGAAUGUAAGGAUGUCGAUUCCUCACCAAGAAAAUGAAGUUGAACAACAGAACAGAUAAUCCAUCAAUUCAAUGCAAUACAUAUUCUAUGCUG
This is a messenger RNA of Branchiostoma floridae (Florida lancelet), 1552 nucleotides long. RefSeq names its product arylacetamide deacetylase-like. The transcript is spliced from 4 exons. NCBI's taxonomy places the organism in Eukaryota, Metazoa, Chordata, Leptocardii, Amphioxiformes, Branchiostomatidae. The coding region runs from base 36 to 1253 and encodes 405 amino acids. Gene Ontology annotation, cellular component: membrane. Gene Ontology annotation, molecular function: carboxylic ester hydrolase activity. The record is from RefSeq and is a predicted model, not a curated record.